Messenger RNA from Aspergillus steynii IBT 23096, 2182 nucleotides. RefSeq lists its product as uncharacterized. Gene Ontology annotation, biological process: small GTPase-mediated signal transduction. NCBI's taxonomy places the organism in Eukaryota, Fungi, Ascomycota, Eurotiomycetes, Eurotiales, Aspergillaceae. The transcript has 4 exons. Gene Ontology annotation, molecular function: guanyl-nucleotide exchange factor activity. The coding region runs from base 289 to 1707 and encodes 472 amino acids. The record is from RefSeq and is a predicted model, not a curated record.
CUUCAUUGCUUACCCGUUGGAGCUCAGGCUUGGUUCGGGCAUACUUGUACACCUGCGGCCUCCCCCCUGAUCCCUCAGGUUCUAGGAUUGUGGCGGAAAUAAGCGCCUUGUUUCGGGAAUCACUCAGCUGUUUGUACGCCGUGAGAGCCCAACGAAGAGAGCGAAAGCGAGACAGUGGAAGGACAUAGGAGACAGGAAUAGGACGAGGGAGCUGCGUUCUCAUCUUGGUCUCAGACCAUCUUCGAUCCUUCACCGGGGGACUUUUAUCCCGUAUCAGAUCCCGGUGGUAUGUCGCGCAUCUCACCCCACCGGCCGGGAGCCGAGCUGGCUGGCGCAACCCUGAUGCCAGACCAGUCGAGCUAUCCAUCGCUUUUUCGACCGAGCGCUGAAAUCCCCCCUUUCUCUGUACCCUACCGAUACUGGGAGGAUGACACCGUCCUCUGGGCCUUCGACGUCCAGGAGAUCAAACGAGUCAUCCGCUACGGGCUUUUCCAGGACGAAAACCUGCCCCGUCGCGCCUUACAAAGCCGAAAUGCCGCCACCGUCGACAGUUUUCUUUUGUCCCUUCUCGAGCCCCAGGAGAAGGCAUUCAUCUUGAAUUUAGCGCAUGUGCAGAAGGUCGAAGAGAUUCUGCACCGGUGCAAAGUCAUUAGUCCACCGCGCGCUUCCUGGAGCUGGUUCCCGACCCAGCAGGAUCGGUCCUUGGAUCCCAAUGCUAUUGCCCAGGCGAUUGACGCCGAAAGCCAUCUCCACUUCACCCGGAUCUCGUUCGAGGAGAUGGUUCGUUAUUCUUUGGGCUAUCGUGUCUCGGCAGUCGAGUGGUUCUUCCAGCAACAUACGGCUUUGUACAUCCACCUGUUGAAUUACCUCCAUGAGUUCCCCGACGAAGUGAAAAAGUACAUCGAGAUCGAAAAGCAUCUUCGAACACGAAGUCCGUUCGCCCACCGUGCCCUAGCACAAUGCCUUAUCACCAUGAACCAAGGAACGAAUAACGACAUAGCAUUGAAUACGGUCCCUGCCUUCGAAUUUAUUGCGGGCUCUAUUCAGGAGUUGAUUAAGGAACAUCCUCCCAGUUUGACGGCUCUUCUGAAGGUGCUCUCCGUCCUAGCAGUUCGGUAUCAACGAGUCUACAUUCACGCACGGGACAUGGAUUGGCGCCAGCCAUUUGACAUCAACUAUACAUUCUUUGAGGAUCUCACGGAGGCGAUCUCCGCGGUCGACUUCGCACGAACCCUGACCAACGCCGACAUGAGGACUUUUUCAGUCCUAACCGAGCGCGGUAUCGCUGAUAACGACGACAUGGCGAACCUUGUGACGAAAUGGGAUGAUCUUAGUAUUGUUGUCUGGGAAUGCUGUACUGCACUUCCUCAGCUCAUCGGCACCAUCCAAGAAUGUGUUCAGGCUCUCUUCCUCAUCCGGAACUAUCACUCCUUUACUGCCAUCCUCAAAGGUCUGCAGAAAUACAGUAUCGCCGAUUCAACAUUCACAACCGCCGCCAGCUCCUCCGGAACAGUCGCCCUAAACCCCGUCCUCCCUCCCGAUCUCCUAUACUUGGUGGACCCGGCUCAGAAUUUCCUGCUCUAUCGACAACAUUUCCAGAAUGCUCCGGGUAUUCCGUUCCUGCUUCCCCAUCUCCAGGAAUACAGAGAAAUUGGGGUUCCUGCAUUCCAGCAGCUGUUUCAACAAAUGCGGACGGCUGUUCCUUAGGACCCUCUUCUUCUUCUUAUUUUCUCUCUUGUUUUUUUUUCUUCCAAUUUCUCUUAUCUAAUUUCUCUCAUUCUCGCCCAUGUUUUCUUUUCUUCUUUCUAUUUUAUUUCUCUUUUUUUCAUUCCUCUCUUCUUUCUUUACUUAUCCAUGACUUUACUCAUCCGUUCCUUCUCGAGAAUAAUACCUAGGAGAGAGACCAUGACAGAGACCAUGGCGUCUAAAUGCGAUAUGAUAUGAAAUUUCAAAUGCGAAGCGACAGCAUGUUAAAUAACGACUUCUAUGACUCGUAACGAUGUGGCGCAGGAUCGACUUAGCGUGGGAACAGCUAGCACCGGGGGCCAGGGAUUCACCGAAUGAAUCGCCCAGUUUAUGAUGGAAAUUCCCCGAUAUUGAAUUGGAUUGGAUAUGCGUACGGUAUGGGCAUUGGUUUGAUUUUGGAUUAUGUUGUCUAAUGUGCUACGAUUGAAUUAUUUUC